Messenger RNA from Gadus macrocephalus (Pacific cod), 6231 nucleotides. RefSeq names its product peroxidasin. NCBI's taxonomy places the organism in Eukaryota, Metazoa, Chordata, Actinopteri, Gadiformes, Gadidae. Gene Ontology annotation, biological process: response to oxidative stress. The record is from RefSeq and is a predicted model, not a curated record. Gene Ontology annotation, molecular function: heme binding; peroxidase activity; protein binding.
AUGCUGUCCCGGCCCAGCUUCGUCAUCCAGCCCCAGAACACGGAGGUGUUGGUGGGGGAGAGCGUGACGCUGGAGUGCAGCGCCACGGGCCAGCCGCAGCCCCGCGUCUCCUGGAAAGGGGACCGCACGCCGCUGCCCAACGACGCGCGCAUCAACAUCACGCCGUCCGGCGGCCUCUUCAUCCAGAACACGGUGCAGGAGGACGGCGGCCAGUACACCUGCUUCGCCUCCAACAACGUGGACACCAUCCACGCCGGCGCACACAUCAUCGUUCAGGCCGUCCCCCAGUUCACCGUCACCCCCCAGGACCAGUCUGCGCUGGAGGGCCACACGGUGGACUUCCCCUGCCAGGCCAGCGGCAACCCGCAGCCCGUCAUCGCCUGGACGCGGGGCAACAGCCCGCUGCCCCAGGACCGCCGGCACCAGGUGCUGUCCAGCGGCACGCUGCGCGUCUCCCGCGUGGCGGCCCACGACGAGGGCCAGUACGAGUGCCAGGCGGUCAGCCCCGUGGGCACCGCCCGCGCCGCGGCGCAGCUCAGCAUCCAGCAGAGGGUAACGCCUGUUUUCACAAAUGCUCCAAGGGACCUGACGGUGGAGUCUGGCCAGGACGCCCAGAUUCCCUGCAGCGCUCAGGGCCAACCUCAGCCCGUCCUCACCUGGAACAAGGAUGGGGUGCAGGUGACAGAGAGCGGCAAGUUCCACAUUAGUCCCGACGGCUUCCUGGAGGUCAAGGACGUGGGCACGGCCGACGCCGGCCGCUACGAGUGCGUGGCGCGCAACCCCAUCGGCUACCAGGCCGUCAGCAUGGUGCUCUCAGUCACAGUACCGGCAGUGAGCAGAGAGGGCGACACUUUCGUCAGCUCCUCCAUAGAGCAGGCCAUUCGCAACGUGGACAGCGCCAUAGAGUCCACGCGGAGACGCCUCUUCGAUGGGCAGCCCCGGACCCCGGGGGAGCUGCUGGCCCUGUUCCGCUACCCGCGGGACCCCUACACGGUGGGGCAGGCCCGGGCCGGGGAGAUCUUCGAGCAGACCCUGCUGCUCAUCCAGAACCACGUCAACCGCGGCCUCAUGGUGGACACCAACGGCACCGCGUUCCGGUACAACGACCUGGUCUCCCCCCACUUCCUGGAGGUGAUCGCCAACCUGUCGGGCUGCACGGCGCACCGGCGCUUCAACAACUGCUCCGACAUCUGCUUCCACCAGAAGUACCGCAGCCACGACGGCACCUGCAACAACCUGCAGCACCCCAUGUGGGGCGCCUCGCUCACCGCCUUCGAGCGGCUGCUCAAGUCGGUGUACGACAACGGCUUCAACCUGCCGCGCGGCGCCAGCGAGCGCGCGCACAACGGCUACCGCCUGCCGCUGCCCCGCCUGGUGUCCACCGCCAUGAUCGGCACGGAGACGGUCACGCCCGACGACCGCUACACGCACAUGCUGAUGCAGUGGGGCCAGUUCCUGGACCACGACAUGGACGCCACCGUGUCGGCCCUCAGCCAGUCGCGCUUCUCCGACGGCCAGCUGUGCACCACGGUGUGCACCAACGACCCGCCCUGCUUCCCCAUCCAGUUCCCGGCCAACGACCAGCGGCAGCUGCGCAGCGGCGCCCGCUGCAUGUUCUUCGUGCGCUCCAGCCCCGUGUGCGGCAGCGGCAUGACCUCGCUGCUCAUGAACAGCGUGUACCCGCGCGAGCAGAUCAACCAGCUCACCGCCUACGUGGACGCCUCCAACGUGUACGGCAACUCCCGCCACGAGUCGGACGAGAUCCGCGACCUGGCCAGCCAGCGGGGGCUGCUGCGGCAGGGCAUCAUCCAGCGCACGGGGAAGCCCCUGCUGCCGUUCGCCACGGGCCAGCGCACCGAGUGCAUGCGGGACGAGAACGAGAGCCCCAUCCCCUGCUUCCUGGCCGGGGACCACCGGGCCAACGAGCAGCUGGGGCUGACGGCCAUGCACACGGUGUGGUUCCGGGAGCACAACCGCGUGGCCACCGAGCUGCUGCGGCUCAACCCCCACUGGGACGGGGACACCAUCUACCACGAGGCCCGCAAGAUCGUGGGCGCCCAGAUGCAGCACAUCACCUACAGCCACUGGCUGCCCAAGGUCCUGGGCGAGGUGGGCAUGAAGCAGAUGGGCCAGUACGCGGGCUACAACCCCAACAUCAACGCCGGCAUCCUCAACUCCUUCGCCACCGCCUCCUUCCGCUUCGGCCACACGCUCAUCAACCCCAUCCUGUACCGGCUGGACCAGGACUUCCAGCCCAUCCCCCAGGGGCACAUCUCCCUGCACCGGGCCUUCUUCUCGCCCUUCCGCAUCGUCAACGAGGGCGGCAUCGACCCGCUCCUGCGCGGCCUCUUCGGCGCGGCGGGCAAGAUGCGCGUGUCCACGCAGCUGCUGAACACGGAGCUGACGGAGCGGCUGUUCUCCAUGGCGCACGCCGUGGCGCUGGACCUGGCCGCCAUGAACGUGCAGCGGGGGCGGGACCACGGCAUACCGCCGUACAACGACUACCGCACCUUCUGCAACCUGACGUCGGCGCAGAGCUUCGAGGACCUGCGGAACGAGAUCAAGAACCCCUCGGUGCGGGAGAAGCUGCAGAGGCUGUACGGCACCCCUCUGAACAUAGACCUGUUCCCGGCUCUGAUGGCGGAGGACCUGGUCCCGGGCAGCCGGCUGGGGCCCACCCUCAUGUGUCUGCUGUCGGCCCAGUUCAAACGGCUGAGGGACGGAGACAGGUUCUGGUAUGAGAACCCGGGCGUGUUCUCUCCGGCCCAGCUGACCCAGUUGAAGCAGGCGUCGCUGUCCCGCGUGCUGUGCGACAACGGCGACAACAUCACACAGAUCCAGCAGGACGUGUUCUCGGUGGCCGAGCUGCCCCACGGCUACGGCAGCUGCGACGACGUUCCCAAGAUGGACCUGCGCAUGUGGCAGGACUGCUGCGAAGACUGCCGAACCAAGGGCCAGUUCAACGCCCUGUCCUAUCACUUCAGAGGACGCAGGUCAGCUGACCACAGCUACACUGGGGAUAAACCAGACACGAGCGCCCAGGAGACCAGUCCAGAGGAUGGAACCAAAGAAAAUGCUGUGAACGUCACUUUGACCUCCAAGGCCAGCACUGAACCAACAGCCAACGACUUCCAAGACUUUGUCUCCGACAUGCAGAAGACAAUUACAAGUUUGCGCAAACAGAUUAAAAGACUUGAAACCCGUCUGAGCAAGACGGACUGCACUGACUCUGAGGGCCGCGCCCGGACAGACGGAGACCGCUGGAGGCAGGAGGCCUGCACCACGUGUGAAUGCAGAGACGCCCAGGUCACAUGCUUCGUGGAGUCCUGCCCGCCGGUGGCGUGCCAGAAGCCCGUCAAACUAAAGGGCGCCUGCUGCCCCGCGUGCCUCCAGAGCGAGGCUGCCGCGCCCGAGCAGCGGACGGACAGCCGCCACGCGUAAAACCCCCCGCCCCCCCCCAAAACCCAUCCUCUAACCCCCCCCCCCCCCCCCCCCACCACUGUCGCCCUCAGGACCUCCCCAGCCACGCCACACUCCAGCCCUGCGGUGGUCACCGUGGUGUCAGUUACACUCCCAAUCUUUCACACACACACAUACACAACCAUGCAGAGAACGAGACUCUCCAAGGCAACGCUCAGCCUUGGCCACCCACACCAGCUCCCCAACCACCCCGGUAUCAGUGUUUUAUAUUAUAUUGUUGUUGUUUUUGUUGUUGUUUUUACACAGAAUUUUUUUUUGUUUUGUUAUUAUUAUUAUUAUUAUUGUUGUUGUCGCUUUCUCUGAGACCAGCAGUCAGCCUGGUGCUUCCCGGCCGUCUCCUCUUCCUCCUCCUCCUCCUCCUCCUCCUCUGCCGGCGAUUUGAAACGGACUGAUAUUCCCGAAGCGGAUGGUGGGAUGCAGAACGGACAGAGCGAGUCUCUUCCUCCAAGUGUGACUAACACACGGUACACGACGGGGAGAGAUGAGUCCAUGGGGGAAGGUGCCGGCCAUUUUGUUGUCUCACAAAUACUUUCUCAGGUUAGAGAUUCCGAAAAAAAAGCUUGGUGCUAUUUUCCUUCCUCUUUAACAAAUGAUUUAGUCACUAAAGACAAAACCUGUAAAGUAUUGUUUUUUUUCUCUUAUUUGUUUGUUACGUUUUUCUUUUAACAGUAUGCAAAGAUACAUAUAUAUACACAUAUGAUAUGCCUCUUUAUGGUAAACAACAAUUGAGAGAAUAUACUUAGGACCUUUUGUAAUUCAAAUUGAACUUUAAUCUGAGGUGCUUUUCUAUAGUUUUAUAAUUGUGUAUUUUCUUCUCCCUUUUUUGAUAAAAAAAAUCUUUGCGUAUGAAGAUAAUGUGAAUCCCUACACGACAAAAAAAAACUUUGUAAUUAAACAAAAAUGUCUACUGAAUAUAAUUGCCUCUCUCCACAAUGGACAGCUUGUUGGUUCACAUACAUCUGGGAUUUCUGUAUCUGCCGGCCUGUCCCUGAACUUGACUGAGGUUUUGCCAUUUGGCAGUGCCCCCUUCCACCACCUCAUCCACAUAAGCUUCAUGCAAUGUUACUGUGCUAACCUUUUACCAUGCGACUUUCAAAAAUCUGUUGAAGAUACCAACAAUAAUAUGUUUAACCAUGAUAUUUUUGUGUACCUUUCCGAAAGUCGUUUUUUCUACUUUUUCCUUCACAAUUUCCUGAUAAUGUAAAACUUAUAAUUGAUAAUAGCGUGUGUGUACUUUUUUUAUCCAAGGAAAUAUUUAAAUGUUGUAACAGAAGUCAGGACCUCAACUUAAUUACUACCCUGCCGGUUUUAGUCUGUAAUCACGGCCUUGUGUUUUGUUGCCUUUUUAGACCACAAUCGAUGCGUAAAUAACAAACUGAAGGACUGUUGCUGAAAACGAUUGUUACCAUUUCCUAUGCUCAUGUUAACCGGCAGUCCUCCUCAGUAUUUGUGCGGAGGCCAUUUUAUGCAUUCCUUUGUCAAGCACUCAUUCAUGACACCGCACUCGUCUCUGUUCCAAUUGUUUGCUUUCUGUGCUGUUACGGCUGGGUUUAUUGUUGUAUUUUUGUACGCUUGUGCGCGAGCAAUUCCUGAUUUCUGACGGGUGCCAAGCAAAGAAAACACAUCUUUCGAAAUCUUUCGCCCAGUGUUGACUUCUUAUACUUUUUUCGAGCCGGAGAAUAAACCAAAGAGGGCUGACGUCAGUUAGGCCAAACUCGCGUGAAGCGCAGGACUAUUUAGCCCUCUGACCCCAAUUCCACAAUAAUGGAAGCCAUAUGAGCAGGCGAAAAGAAAAGGGUUGGCAUGGCUGAGGCUGGGGGGGGGGGGGGCGUGUCAAUCGAAACAGCAGCCUCAGCAGCAUUUAUAUUUUCUGUGACCCGAUUGAGAUUUGACUUUUUUGUUUGUCCUUUCUUACCUCCGUCAACGCAAGCCGCUCACACACCACUGCUCCGCGUCACCCGAGACACUGCGUUGACCUUGCGCUUUCCAUCGCCUUUUGCUCGCUCACUGUAAAGUAUAACACCCCUCUCAGAGGGCAAGUGGUACGCCAGGGGAUCAGUAUGUGAGGAAUGGAGUGAGGCCAUGCUGGAGAGGUGCUGUCGGACUCUGCAUUGAAGUGUUCCUCUCUCUCUCUCUCUCUCUCUCUCUCUCUCUCUCUCUCUCUCUCUCUCUCUCUCUCUCUCUCUCUCUCUCUCUCUCUCUCUCUCUCUCUCUCUCUCUCUCUCUCUCUCUCUCUCUCUCUCUCUCUCUCUCUCUGUGUUUGUGUUUAAUGAGUGUGGGUGUGUGUGUACGUGCGAGCAUGUGUGUUUGUUUAUGGGUGUGCGCAUACGGACAAAAACACUCCCAAGGUUUGCUUGGCCACAGCGCUGGGACCUCUUUUCCUUUGCCUCAUCGUUCGUCAUGUCUUCAAUUUUUCAAAACGUCAUUCCUUCUAAUUUUGCAGUGUGACUUCCCCCCCCCCCCCGUCUAUGCUCUCAUCUGUUUCUCAUUGACUGCUCUCCAUCUCUUGUGUUUCUGUUUUUUGUUUCCCAACCCAUCGCCAAACUACAGUAACACAACCAUGAAUCAAUGGCGUGCACUGCUCUCCCCGUGACGGAGAACGUGUUUCCUACACUGUCCCCCUAGACGUGGCUCCUGUAGAUAUAGUUCCUAUCUGACAUUUGUAUUGUACGUUGGCCAAAGAAUUGUUUGCACUGUAAUGUAUGCCUCUCAAUAAUAAUAAUAAUAAGAUUAAUAAACAGACAAAAAGGA